CGAUCCGGAACACUUUACAUUCACCAUACCCAUAUUCACAUGUAGGGGUGCUAUGAUUACGUCAUGGUAUCGCCCACUACUGCUAGUCCACGCAGAAGCAGUAGGUCAAGCGCGGUUUCGGUUGACACGUGCGGACCGACUCCACCUCUCAAGCGAACUCUUUAGAACCGUUUCGCGCAUAUUGUUGUCAGUGCAUGUUUUCGUCUCCAGGCAUCAUAUUUUUCCUAUUGAGGAAUAUGUGCUCUUUGCAUGACAGGUUUCUGUCCAUAUCGAACAUGCUAGGAUCAUGAACCUCGCACCACCAAAAGAUGAUGGGAACAAACGGAAAACCCGUUCGAGGACGGGAUGUCUGAAUUGCCGUCGCAAGAAGAAAAAAUGCGAUGAAAAAAAACCGACAUGCACAAUCUGCUCUAAAGCAUCCGAGAAAUGCGAGUGGACCCGCGGCUUGACCUUCCGGCUGGAGAAUGCCUUUACAUUGGAUGAGAAUUCUCAGUCCAUCUCUAUGUCUCGAGCAAAUCGGUCUAAAAGACGUCGACAGUCUCCCCCAGAGCAGACAAAAUCCCAGAACGACACUACUGCAGCCGAAGACAACUCUCCUGUACAAGGUGACUCGUCUUCAAACAAUGUUUCAGCUAGUCCUUCUACCGAUUCAUUCGGUUUGAUCAACUCACAAUUCGACCCUAGCACGACCACUGAAUCAGCAGAGUUUCAGAAUGAGUUGAGAGAUGAGCAGGGCGCCGAAGUGGCCAUCGAUGGAAUGGACUUCUACCCUUCUCCAGAAUUUGGGAGUGACGAUGGCAUCUUCCUAUCUGGAUCCAAAUAUCGGGAACUGCACAACACAUUGCGACGCAAUGUGUUCAUGACUGCGAGGUCUCGACAACCUAGUCGGCAGGGAAGCCCUUCCCUCAUCGGUUUGGAAGGCACUCACAACGACAACCAUGAUAUGCAAAUAGUCGAAAACGGUAUCGAGGAUAAUGCGCCUGUUAUCCAGACCCAAAUUUCACCAGAAGUUGAGACCUUGCUAUCGCCCAAUCAGGAGCAUAUCUUAUGGAAGAAUUGGGUAGAAGAGAUAUCUUUAUGGCUCGAUAAAUUCGAUUCACAUAAGCAUUUCCGCCACACCCUACCCAACAUGGCACAAAACUGCCCACACCUACGUUACUCGAUGCUCGCACUGAGCGCCAGGCAACUCGAACGCAAGGAUGGCUCAUUGCCUGCUUCAACCAGCUUGGCGUUGUAUCAGGAGGCUAUACAUCGACUUGUUCCUCAGCUGCAUGAAAGAACCGUUCUUGUGGUUGCCUCAUGUGUUGUUCUAUGCGUAUUGGAAAUGCUAAGUUGUUCCCCGAGAGCGUGGCGACGUCACCUUGAUGGCUGUGCCUCCUUGAUCAGGUCUAUGAAUAUUAGGGGAGAUAGUGGAGGCGUGGAGCAAGCACUAUUCUGGUGCUUUGCAAGAAUGGACGUCUGUGGUGGUCUCAUCUCCAUGGAAAGAACCCUCAUUCCCAUCGACGAAUGGAUGUCGGCGAACUCAUUCGAGGCCGACUGUACAUAUUUCCAGAUUACUGGCGUGUUCGAAGAUCAUGCCAACUAUUCUUGCUAUCUUAUCGGCAAAGUGAUCGACUUCUUAUAUGGACCGGAAGAUCCAAAAACGCCCAACUCUCUCAAUGGCUCUGUUCAGGGAUCUUUUGCGUCGCAGUGGUGCGAAUUAUUUGAUCAGCUUGAGCACUGGUAUAUAGUACGGCCUCCUGAAAUGCAGGCCUUCUUAUACCAGAACUCCACAUCUGCCCAGGACAAGACUGGCUCACCUUUUCCAACCGCUCUCUUCACCAACGGCGCUGCGAUUUCCGGAAACCAGCUUCACCACACUGCAUCACUACUGAUGCUGCAAAACUGCCCUCGAAACACAAAACGUACAAGAUCAUUGCUAUGGCAUGCUCGGCAAAUCUGUGCCAUCUCGAUUUCAAACACACAUCACGGUUGCUGGACGAAUUGUAUUCAACCACUAUGGCUUGCUGGACAAGUCAUGAGCCAUCCGGAUGAACACCGCGCGAUUACAAAUAUUUAUAAGAGGAUUGAACUUGAAACGGGAUGGGCAGCUACCUGGCGGGCUGUUGAUUUGCAGCAACAUUGGGGAGAUUUAGAUAAUUAAUUGAUAACUAGUUCC
This is a messenger RNA of Aaosphaeria arxii CBS 175.79, 2158 nucleotides long. RefSeq lists its product as uncharacterized. Gene Ontology annotation, cellular component: nucleus. Gene Ontology annotation, molecular function: DNA-binding transcription factor activity, RNA polymerase II-specific; transcription cis-regulatory region binding; zinc ion binding. The transcript is spliced from 6 exons. The coding region runs from base 287 to 2143 and encodes 618 amino acids. Gene Ontology annotation, biological process: positive regulation of transcription by RNA polymerase II. Lineage: Eukaryota; Fungi; Ascomycota; Dothideomycetes; Pleosporales. The record is from RefSeq and is a predicted model, not a curated record.